AUGUCAUGUGGCUUGCUCCGUCUCGCUUUGCAAAGACUGAAGCAGCAAAAAUCGACAUGCCAAGCAAAACGGGCGUGGCUCGGAGGAAGCUCUUCCAUCCGCUCCGCACCGCUCGCUGGUCUUGGCAAUGCUUCAAUGCCGUCGGUGGGAGGCAUCUUGGCAUUGUCUUCAGGAACGCCUUUCGAUAUCCGCUCGCCAACAGGCGGGCUCAUCGAGUGCGGCGGCACCUUCGGUCGGCGCUCCAUCUCGCCUCUUUUGCGCCACUGCUGCCAGACCGUGGCAACGGAAGCGAUUCCGAUAUUGCCAGCGCUGCACUGUCAAGUGACAGCCGGAGCGCGAGCCUUCGGCUCACUCCGUCAACUCCCGCUUCGUCUCCCCCACGUUUCAGAAGAUCUUUCAGAAGAGCAACAGCCUCCCGACGAGGAUGAGUUGAGCGAGUCGCGCACAAUGCAGGUCGAUCGACGUUGA
Molecule: messenger RNA, 468 nt
Organism: Moesziomyces aphidis
Lineage: Eukaryota; Fungi; Basidiomycota; Ustilaginomycetes; Ustilaginales; Ustilaginaceae
Source: the annotation of a GenBank genome assembly